Closterium sp. Naga37s-1 is the source of this 1959-nucleotide messenger RNA. The record is from the annotation of a GenBank genome assembly. NCBI's taxonomy places the organism in Eukaryota, Viridiplantae, Streptophyta, Zygnematophyceae, Desmidiales, Closteriaceae.
AUGGAUCCGAGCCCCAUUCACGCUCAGGUUCAGCAGUUGAUCUCGCGAGCGCUCACCGGGAUCCCUCCGCUCCCCGCAUCCCACGACGCUCUCGCAAACCCUCAACCCAAUGAUCCGAACCGCGUCCCUUUAAAGCCGCUCCCUCAGGCUUUAGCGAACGCGGGAAACCCUAACGCGUGCAAGAUCUGCCACGUGGACAUUUUAGGAGGGCCUAAGUUCCGGAUCUGCCUCUCCUGUGGCGCUCCGUCGCAUCUAUACCCCGCGACUCGGUCGUCCCUGGAUGCGGCUUUAAGUACUGAACGGUCGAGUAGGCAGAGCGCGGGGAGUGGAGAUGCUAGGAGUAGUGACGUCAGCCGGGGUAGCUCGGUUUCCGGCUCUUUACCGGGGACGAGUGUAUCGGGGACGUCUAAUUCGAGUAACGACAAGAGCGGCCUAUGGCGGAACACCCGAAUCGAACGGCGGUAUCUGAUGUCUCUUGAGUUCAAGCCGCAAGACGACAAGCCCUCGGAGCGCACUCUUGCUGAAACCCUAGCGGGCAUCAACGCACCUCCCCCAGAUGCCACCUCCACCCGAGGCAGCACCGCCGCUCGAGGCAGCACUGGCAGCGCUGGGCGCACCUCGAAUGCCUCAGGUGUCACCUCCGCCCGCGGCAGCACGGGUGCGCCUCCCUCAGGUGCCACCUCCACUCGCGGCAGCACCAGCUCUACUGCUUCGUCUGGUGGAGCUGCUGGUGCUGCUGGGACUGGUGGUAAAAGCGGUGCUGGUGGUGUGGGAGCAGCAGCAGCAACAGCAGGAGUAGGAGCAGGAGUAGAUGCAGCCACUGCAGCAGCAGCAACGCCAGCAGCAGCAGCAGCGCCAGCAGCAGCGGCGCCGCCUGUUCCCUCUCAAGCACCUGAUUUCAUACCAGACGAUUUCUUCGCAGCCCCAUCCACUGUCUCCUCCACUUCUACUCCUGCCGCUGUCUCCUCAACUCCUGCUGCUCUCCCUUCUGCGUUCUCGUCCGCUCUGCCCACGCCAUUACCUGCUCCUGGCGCUCUUCCCGCUUCUGCAGCCACCUCUGCCCUUGCUGCCACGUCAGCAUCACCUGCAGCUGUCCCCGCUAUUCCCAGUGCGAGCGGAGCAACAGGAGCAGCAGCCGCUGCUCCUUCGUCGUUCUUUGCUGCCAGUUUUGGAUCAGCAGGGGUUCAGCAGCAGCAGCAGCAGCAGGGUGCAGCGACUAUCGCUCCAGAGAGGCACAGCAGUGGUUCUUCCGCUCUGGAUUUCUUCUCACAGCUCAGUGGUAUCACAAGCUCUGUCCUUUCUGGCACCGCCUCCUCGUCUUCUUCUGCACACCCAUCCGGCGCCACUCACACCAAUGACCCUGCUGCUGGCAUGAGCGCUUUCGCCGGCAAUUUUGCGGGCAGUUUUCCUGGGAGUCAGCCGUACACCUCCCAUGACGGGCAGUUCGGGCAGUUUGCAAAACCGGAGCCGGCGAAUCCGGUGGUGCAGGAAAUUUUGCAGUCCCUGCCCGACCUGUCGUUCAUGCUGGCUGAUCACCUGGUGGUGCCCGGGAGGGAUCCGGGGGGGUUGAGGGAGUUCAAUAGCCGGCCUAAGGUUUCUGCUGCAUCGAUUAUUGCAUCGUGUGUUCCCCCUCGGGCUGUAGCACACGCUGCAACUGUGCCAACUGCAGGAGGAGCCGGGGCAGAAGCAGGAGCAGCAGCAGCACCAGCAGCAGCAGCAAUUGUUGAUUCUGCUGAGGGUGCGACGACGAGUGCAUUGGUGGGGAAGAGAGCGAAAAGCAGCAGAUGCCAGCAGCUGGAUUUGAUUCUAUGGAAGAUUCUGCAGCGGCAGGUCAUGCUGCGAUCACAGCACCUGAUGCAAACAUGGCAUCAGCUGCUGCUGAAGUUGUUGGUUCUGCAGCAGCUGGGAGUGGCCCUGGGAUGGUUCCACAAGUGGGAGAGACUUCUAUGUCUUCCGUGA